AUGGCGACCCAAACACAGUCACCGUCCCCCUUCUCCCGCCUCUCCCGCCUCGCCUUCCCCUUCAAGACCAACUCGCCCUCCCCGCUCACCGCCGACCGCGCGGACGAAUGGUACAUCCCCUACAACGGCCCCCUUGAGCCCCCGAAGGACCUGCGGAAGGACGAGCGGAGCACGGACAGCUGGGGGCACAUGGUCAGCGACUGGCUGAUGCAGAACGAUGCGGGGGCGCGCACGCGGGUCCGGGCGAUGUCGAACGCUUCGCGGGCGACGGGCGACGACGGCCGCCGCGGUACGUUCGCCAACUUCAGCGGUGACGGGGGCAUCGGGGACUCUCCAGCGCCCGCGCGCCCUCGCAAAUCACAAGAGUCGAGCGCGCCUGCGCACCGCCGCGCGAGCUUUGCGAGCAUCCUCUCGUUUGGCAAGCAGCGCGGGUCCGUCGCGUCGCCGCGCAUACACCCAUCGAUGUCGACAGGCACGCUCCGGGACGACUCCGUGCCGCCGCUCCCACCGCCCACGCAUUCGACGCUCCCGAAGCAACUACAGGGGCUGUCCCAACAGCCCGAAGGAUCAAACUCCCAUACACUCCUUUCCCGCCGCCACCCGUACGCCCUCGCCUCCCCCACGACGCCCUCGACCCAAAACUCGUCUAUCUCGAGUCCUGUGUUCGCCCCGGUUUCCUCCAAGGUCGCAAAGUUCUCCGUCCAGCUCCUCGACCCGCUUAAUCGCAAGUCGACCGCGCCCGCCUAUCUGCUUCCCGCCAAGCGCACCGACCGACUGAGCAUCAAGGCGUCGAUGUCGACCCCGAACCUCCGCGCGGCGAGCGACAGGGGGCGAUGCUCCCCAAGGGCCACGUGGUGCGACGCCCUCAUCCUCGCCCGCCCGCGGUUCGCACUCCGGGUCGAUGGAGAGGGGAGCAGUGGGCGCAUCGUCAGCCCGCCACCGAGUCCGAUUUGGCCGCCUGGGAUGGAGCCGGGGGCACAGCGGCUGCCGCCCAUCAGCGAGAAGAAGACGUUGAAGAAGUCGCAGUCAGCUGUCCAGCUGCGCUCCCGCCCUGAGCCCCCCUCGCCGCCGUUCGCAAUUCCGACCGUGGGCAGGUCAAGCUCGGCGCAGGACCAGAUGCAGCCGCAGCCGCAAGCGGGGCCGUCGACGGUGCGUAGGGAGGAUCUGCCGGCGGGGGGUGGGGACGCGAGCUUGAAACCGUGGAGACCGAAGAGUUGGGCACUGGAUGACCUGGCUGUUCCGAGCCCGGUACCUUCUCUGGCAAAGGUGCUCGAAGACGGAAGACAGUUGGAGGCAGACCGGGCUGCGUGGCAGAAGCAAGCAUCGAAGUCGUUCGGCGGCAACCGAGCCCGCUCUGUAUCCCGCGCACGGUCAAAGUCCGUCGGUGGGCGAUCUCGUGCGCGCCCUCUGGAACCGAGCGCGUUGGACACGUUCGCGGAAGCCACGCUACUCUCUGCGCAAAAGCGACGACCGACGAUUCAUGUCCGCCCACCACGUUCAGACGGCCACGCGUCUUCAAGUGGCGGAGUCACAACAACGAUGACAGGCACAUACACCUCUGGCACGCAUCCCCCGCUCUCUGGUGGAACACGCUCACGGUCGCAUGCACACUCGGCCUCGCUGGGGUCGAUCUCGGUACCCCGAUCGGACGACUCGUUCAUGUGGACCCCUGGCCACGGCCGUAACCACUCACUUGGCAAGUCUGCGUUGCGUAUCGUCCACAACACUGCGGCAAUGUGCGGUGUCGGCAGCGGGCACGACAAGAGCCAUGCACCACGCACGCUCACGGACGAAAAGGCGGCUGCAAUGGAAGCGGCUCUGCGCCACGGUGGGACGAAGAUCAUCCACCUACGCGACCAAGUUGGCCGCGAGCGUAUCAUCGACAACGGCGUCGUGGUCAUCACCCCACCGCCGAGCGCGGGCACGAUCGAAAUUGGGCCUGCUGUCGGGCCAGGAGGCUUGCAUGGAACCUCGCCCACACCAUCAGGCAACUCAUCUUCGGCGGAAGGUGUCGGCAUCGCCAUUGGGUCGCCGUUGCCUACGCCAGAACUCCUGGACCAGGAGCCUAUCCGUAUCCCGGCACAUCCCUAUGCGCAAGGUCUCUUCUGGCGGGCACGGGUACAGACCGACGUCAAGCCGGGUCCUUCUGAAGACACAGCAUCCAGUCCGACGAGCACUGCCGGAGAGAGCUCCACGAGACAUCGCCAGCCCGUUAUUCUCCAUCCAUACUCGCCUUAUUCGUCCAUACCUCACCCAUACUCCAACAUCACCAGCACAAGCAAAGCCGCCACUGCCGCCCCCGCGCAACACAGGAACCGCCCCAACAAGUAUCUCGAUGUCCGGCCGUCGCCACUGUCAAGCAUGUUCGCGGAGCUCAGCCCCGGGACCAUUCGUGAGAUCAUGCCCGAUGAGAUUCAUGGAAGUAGCUCGUCGGGUCACAAGACGCCUUCGCCGGAGCCGGUUGUUCCGCCCGUUCACGGUCACCCUUAUGGGCCUCCGUCGAAGCGGACGAGCGAAUGGGGCUUCGCUGAUGCCUUGACGCACACGCUCCGCGGCCGUGCAAGUCAAGACAGCGGGCUCGGUACGAGCGAAACGCACGAAGUACCCCCUCUGCCUCAACCCGUCAUCACGCACACCCCCGACGACUCUGAAGAUGUCGUGGUGAUCAGCCCUAGCGCCGAGGAAGAUGGCAUCGUCGAGGCUCGCGACAUCCUAGGUGUCCGCUCGCGAACGGACUCGUCCAACGUUGGCGGACGCCGCCCGGGGAUGACCCCACGCGAGACGACUGGCACGUCCUCGAAUCACACGCUCGCGUCUUCCACGAUGGAGAGCGUCGACCCCCCGACGUUCCAGGUUGCGCCGAGUCCGAACCCAAGCCACCGCUCGGGCUCGUCCCCGGGCGAGGUCUCGAUUUCAUCAUCUCCGCCAGUCUCUCCUCACCCGUUCAGCGCGACCGAGAACGACAUGCAGCAGUUCCGUGACCUCUUCUACCGCCCUCCGCUCGAGCGCUCCCCCGAGCACGGGCAGCCGCCCGUCCAUCACACGAAAACGAGCAUCCCCAUCGAGCUUUCCGGAGGCCGCAGCACACGCUCGCUCUCAGGUCUCACCACGCUCGCGCGCCAACUGAGUGUCAACCUUGGUGAGCUCCAGGACCACGAGGAGGCGCUCGAGCAGCUCGAAGGACGUGGGUCUCCGUGGAGCACCGCGUCUGUCUACUCGCGCGGUGAAGAUGGACAGCCAAUGCCCGUUCGCGUCGGCUCCCAGUCGUCGUCGUUACGGUCAGGGUUCCGGCGAGAGGGUGGGCAGUCGCCGUUGCGGCUGCCGCUGGAUGCGGAAGGCGCCUAUCCAGCCAAUCGACAUAUGCGCGUCGGUUCCAUCGAAGCCGUCUCCACACCCCCCGCCGUCACCGAGCCCAUGCGCUUCUCGACGCACCUCGACGAGUACCCGUCCUCCGAGGCGGCGACGAGCCCGACGGAUACGCGCAAGUCCCGCAUUGUCUCCACGCGGUCGAGUCUCGCUCACUGCGAGCCACCUGUCCAUCUGCACGCGUACUACGACGACCCGUCGCGCGAGAGCAUGGCCGUGGACACCCCGGUCGAGAUCGACGAACAGGAUGACAUUGUCCUCGACCCUGGCCGGCCGGUGCUCACGCGCGAAACGAGCACCACGACCUUCGGCGGUCGCCAGCAGAUGGGCGAGGCCUUGUAA
Molecule: messenger RNA, 3708 nt
Organism: Epithele typhae
Lineage: Eukaryota; Fungi; Basidiomycota; Agaricomycetes; Polyporales; Epitheliaceae
Exons: 8
Coding region: 1-3708 (1235 amino acids)
Source: RefSeq, a predicted model, not a curated record